AUGUCGCACAGCAAACGAAACACGACGAGAGCCGUCUUCACCUCAUACGAGCGCAGUCUCGCCAAGGCUAACUGGGCGUCCAACUCGGCGCGGCUGCACCGCGACUCGUUUCUGUCAUUCGGUUCAUGCAGCCUGUGCCUGGAACCGGCACGGGACCCGGUGUCGUGCCCGCGGGGCGACAUCUUUUGCCGGGAGUGCGCGCUCGCCAACAUGCUCGCCCAGAAGAAGGACAUGAAGCGCGCCGACAAGGCGCGGAGGCAGGCGGAACGCGACAAUGCGCAGGCGCAGGCCGCCCACGAUGAUGAGGACCAGCGCAGGGCAAUACGCGACUUUGAGCUCACCCAGGCCGGACUUCUUGGCGCCGCCGCCCGACCUGUCGCGAAACUAGACGAAAAGCACGAGACAAAUCGCGAAGAUACACUAAGAAUCACGAACGGAAAGCGAAAAUUCGAGCUAGAUGCGGAUGAGCUAGAAAGAAUAGCCAAAGAAGACCGUACAAAAGCUCGGAAGGCUAUUGAAGACGAAAAGGCCGCAAAGUUAUCAUUGCCAUCGUUCUGGACACCGUCGCUCACGCCCGACGCUACUAAAGACGCCAGACUGCUCGAAGCCUCAAAAAAGACCAAGCCCGUCGCCGUGUGCCCCGCGUCUCCCAGUGACAGCCCUCACGCGCUCACCAUGCAGAGCCUCAUAACCAUUCACUUUGACGUGCAACCCGACCCAUCCAGGCCUGAAACCACCACGCGCGUCUGCCCGUCGUGCCGCAAGGCGCUGACCAACGCCUCCAGCCCGGCCAUGGCCGUCAAGUGCGGGCACGUGCUGUGUCUGAACUGCGUGAAGCAGUUCGUGAAGCCGCCGUCGAAGCAGCCCGCAAAGGGAGCAACAACCGACGUGCCCGCGGCGUGCUUUGUCUGCGAUACGCCGUUGGCGUGGUUGGCUGACGGGCCGGCGUCCGGGUCGACGCUGCCAAGCGGUAUGAUUGCGUUGAAAUCCGAAGGCACGGGCUUCUCGGCGCGGGGCGGCAAUACUGUGGAACGAACAAACGUAGCUUUCCAAUGCUAG
Messenger RNA from Cordyceps fumosorosea ARSEF 2679, 1059 nucleotides. RefSeq names its product zinc finger containing protein. The transcript has 3 exons. The record is from RefSeq and is a predicted model, not a curated record. Bases 1 to 1059 code for a protein of 352 amino acids. Gene Ontology annotation, cellular component: nucleus. Gene Ontology annotation, molecular function: ubiquitin protein ligase activity. NCBI's taxonomy places the organism in Eukaryota, Fungi, Ascomycota, Sordariomycetes, Hypocreales, Cordycipitaceae.